Rotaria socialis is the source of this 2553-nucleotide messenger RNA. Lineage: Eukaryota; Metazoa; Rotifera; Eurotatoria; Philodinida; Philodinidae. The record is from the annotation of a GenBank genome assembly.
AUGAUUGAUCCGCGCUUCGCCAAUGCUGGUGCCGUUCCUCUUGCUCCUGAAUAUGGAGCACAAGCAGCAAAUGUUCAUCAUCGUCGCCAUCAUCACCAUCAUCGUAAAAAUAAACAUGGCCUUAUUGAUGAAUCACCAUUGAGUCGUGAUGAAUCCAUACAUAAAGUAGAUCGGGGACAUCGUCAGGUACAACAAAGUGCACCAAUUGGUGCAGGCUAUGGUGUUCCCUAUGGUGUCGGUGAUAUUUAUCCACAACAAAAAUAUCCAGGCAGUCAUUAUGGACUAGCAAAUCAAUAUCGAGGUAAUGCUCAUGAUCAAAGUCAGCUUGGUGUUGCUGCCGUAACAAAACAUCAUCGACGUCAUCAUCGUCAUCAUCAUGGUAAACAUGCUGUCGAAGCAACUGAUAAUCAGUCACAAGCAGUACCAGAAGUACUAAUUGGUCAACGUUCCUCUAGUGUAUUAAGUAACGAAGCACCACAAAAACGACAAGGACGUUCAUCAGUUUCACCAGUUGCAGAUGAAGCUACAGAAAUGCAAACUACUCAACGAGAAAGUCGUCGUCAGCACAGCGGUGAAAAUUUUAGUUCCGGACGCAUUUAUCACUCGCGUCAAGUUCAAGGUCAAGUAUCCGGUGGUUCUGAGGGCUAUGGCCAUAUAGAUAAGGAUCUAAUCUUUAUUGAACGUGGCGAAAACAGUCCACAUCGACAAAAACCACCACCGGGUUAUGAAUUCAAGGGCAAGAUAGAAGUUCAAUGCCUGGAGAAAGAAACUCGCUCACGAUCUCGUGGUCGAACUAUUGGUAAUCUACCACCAGUAGCUCCACCAGUACCACAACCUAUGCCAUUACCAACUCCCAGUGUGGGUCCUUGUCCACCUGGAUGGCAACAAGUCAUUAUGUCUGCUGGUUCUUGUGGGCCAUGUCCAUCUGGUGGUAAUGCAUACACUGCACAAGUAGUUGGAGGUGCUGGCAUGGCUCAAGGAGGAUUCGGUGGUGUUGGUAUGGCUCAAUCAGGAUUCGGCGGUGCUGGUAUGGGUCAGGCAGGUUUUGGUGGUGCUGCUGGUUCAUAUGGAGGAUCUGCUUCAGGAGGUGGACUCGCCAAUUUAGCAGCAAGUCUUCCUUUUCCAUCGCAAGGACAAUUGAUAGCUGAUUACAUUGUUGAAUCGGGUGCUGGUGGUGGUGAUGAAGGUGCUAAUUCAUCAGGUGGAAGUGGUGGUGGUGCUGCAUUUGGAGAAUAUAGUGAACAUGGCGAAGAACGAACUACAGGUCGAGCAAAAAUAAUUGAAGUUUGGCAGAAACGAUCGAAGUCUGAAGUACGCAAAGAAUCACGUUCGCGUUCACAUUCGCAUGAUUCACAUCACUCACAUACACGAAAUUCAAAAGAAGGUGUAACAUUCAAUUUUGAAAAGUUUCGUAGUGAAAUUCUUUCUGCUAUCGAACGUAUAAUACAAACUGGAGGUAGUAAAUCAAAUACUGGUGGACAGAGUGGUGGUACUCAAACUUCAAUUGAUCCAAACUAUUCAAAACAAAAAGAAAAGGAAGUAAUACAUCAUCAUAGUGGUGGUGGUGGCGAAGUACGAGUCAUCGUACAACCUAUUCAGCCAGUCUUCUACAUGCCACGACAAACUGAGCAAACAACAACAUCAGGUACAGCAACAGUACCACAUGUUGGUCCUGCUCCUAUUACUCACCAACCUACAAGUGGAGCACCGCAAAUUGUCUAUGUUCCACGCAAUGUCUACGUUCCUGUUAUUAAACCAGUAUUUGUUCCACGUGAACGUGUGAUUGUACGCCCACAAAUCAUACAUGUAGCACGACCUGUACUUGUUGACCGGCCAGUACCUGUCACACAGCGGCCAAUUAUCAUCGACCGUGAACGUCCAAUUCCUGUGCCAAUACGUACUCCAGCAGCAGCGCAAGGUGGUUCUAAGGUGAUUAGAGAGGAAUACGUUUAUCGAGACAACUUACCUGUCGCAUACGGUGGUCGUUGUCCUGAAUAUGCAGGUGGUGUUAACUAUGGUUAUAUGCCAACGCAGCAAGAGCAUCAAUAUGCUACUAGCUCAGUGCAUGAAGUAUCCAACGGUUAUCAAGCACAAGGACCCGUAAUAGAUGUAACUGUUCCCAAUCAAUUUCAACACAGUCAAUCAGGUGGUCAACUAAAUGUACAACAAAGUGGUGGUAGCUUCCAAGAAUCAUUCACUAAUGCAGGUCAAGUAAAUAAUGGAUCAGCUCUCAACGGUUUGCCAGUUGAUUGUACAGCUCCAAUCGAAGUACUCGAUACAACUGUGAAUCCUACGUGGCAAAGAACAGAUAAAGCAGCAUUAGUGAGACGUUUUGGACGUACAGCAUUUGAUAUCGUUCAAAAAACUGAUCAAGUCGAACAGAAAAUGUACCAGGAGCUUCGUCAACGAAGCAGCAGUGGUGGUGUCCAACGAUCUUAUUCUACAGCUAGCUAUGGAUCGGGCUCUGGUAUAGAAAACGGUAAUGCUGGUGGAUUUUCGGUAAAUAAUGCCUCAUUCUCAUCGUUUCCAAUUGGCAAUAUAAACUGUGAUUAA